AGUCAUCUCCUAUAGGUGCCAUUGCAGCUCUGCACUCACCUUCAGUGUGAGCUCCACUAUGGGCCACAGGAGGUCUGACUGGUCCAGGACUGAAAGAGAAAAGAACAGCUACCUGGUGCCACAGAGCGAUGGAUGACAGAAGUACCAUGGUGCACAUUCUCGAGGAUCCUCACAUGAGAAGAGAGAGCGAGAGACUUCGCAGCUUCCACGACUGGCCUGCAGACUCACCGGUCACCUGUGGCCAGCUCGUCAAAGCCGGCUUCUUCUUUCUGGGCUCUGGGGACAAAGUCCAGUGUUUCUGCUGUGGAGGGAUUUUAAGAUGCUGGGUCCGGGGCGAUUGUCCAGCCACAGAGCACAGGAGGCAUUUUCCCACCUGCAGUUUCAUACUGGGUCAAGAUGUGGGAAACGUUCCUCUCCAGGCCGGAUCCUCGGACUCCGUGGACGGUCAGUUGCUGAGUCAACUCCACAGGAUGACUAUGGAUGAUCAGGGCACAGCUGGACAAGCCGUCUACCCAGAGAUGGAGGCGGAGGACUCCCGGCUCACCUCCUUCCACAACUGGCCCUCUGAGGCUUCAGUCCACCCAGAUGUUCUUGCCAGAGCAGGAUUCUUCUACACAGGUCACAGCGACAAUGUCAAAUGCUUCUACUGUGAUGGCGGCCUGAGAAACUGGGAACCAGGAGACGACCCCUGGCAGGAACAUGCCAAGUGGUUUCCACGGUGUGAGUUUUUAAUCCAGUCACGAGGGCAGGAUUAUAUCAGAAACAUACAGGACACUCAUUUCCAUCUGGGUGAGACUGUGGGUGGAUUACAGACAUCUACAAGCAGAGACAUUGGCCCCAGACAUGAUGGGGUCGGAGGUCACGGAGGAUCCUCAGCCAUUCUCUCUCCUGUGGUGCAGACUGUGCUUCAAAUGGGCUUUGAGUCCAGUCUGGUGGAGAGUCUGGUCCAGACCAAGUAUCUGCUGUCAGGCCAGCACUACACCUCAGUGUCUGACCUGGUGUCUGAUGUACUGCAGGCAGAGGAGGAGGACAGACACACGGCUCCACAGAGCACAGAGGCAGAGGAGAGGCAGAGCUCCAGUUCUGGAAAUGUGAGGAUGCAAACUCCUGUCAGAGGCAAAGUGAAGGAGCCAGGCCCAGAGGAGCUGCUGCGGCAGCUGCAGGAGGAGAGGACCUGUAAGGUGUGCAUGGAUCAGCUGGUGUCCAUCGUCUUCAUCCCCUGUGGUCAUCUGGUGGUGUGUGGCGACUGUGCUGCCAGCCUGCGUCACUGCCCCAUCUGCAGAGCCAUCAUCAGAGGCAGCGUGCGAGCGUUCAUGUCGUGAGGCUGACCCUGCAGGACAGCUGUCCACUAAGUUUAGCUAUUAGAAUAAUAAAAAUUAUAAUAAUAAUAAAAA
Molecule: messenger RNA, 1394 nt
Organism: Solea senegalensis (Senegalese sole)
Lineage: Eukaryota; Metazoa; Chordata; Actinopteri; Pleuronectiformes; Soleidae
Product: baculoviral IAP repeat-containing protein 7-B-like
Exons: 7
Coding region: 129-1322 (397 amino acids)
Biological process (GO): regulation of cell cycle; positive regulation of protein ubiquitination; negative regulation of apoptotic process
Cellular component (GO): cytoplasm; nucleus
Molecular function (GO): ubiquitin protein ligase activity; cysteine-type endopeptidase inhibitor activity involved in apoptotic process
Source: RefSeq, a predicted model, not a curated record